GGAGGUUCCGGCGCAGGCUCGGGCCACGGCCCCGGUCUCCGCCUCCGCCUCCUUGUCCUUGGCCUCGGCCCUCUCCCAGCUCCCCUUCUUGAAGAUCUAGACAUUGGCAACAUGGCGGCGGUGCUGCAGCAGGUUCUUGAGAGGCAGGAGCUGACCAAACUGCCUAAGCCCGUCCAGGCCAAAUUGGAGAAAUUCCUGGCGGACCAGCAGAGCGAGAUCGACUGCUUGAAGGGGCGGCACGAGAAGUUCAAGGUGGAAAGCGAACAACAAUACUUUGAGGUAGAGAAGCGGCUGUCCCAGAGUCAGGAGAGACUUGUAAAUGAAAGCCGAGAAUGCCAAACUUUGCGUCAAGAGCUGGAAAAACUUAAUCAACAACUGAAGUCGGUGACUGAGAAAAACAAAGAACUGGAAACUGCCCAAGAUCGACAUAUUGCUAUUCAGAGCCAGCUUACAAGAUCAAAGGAAGAAUUGGAAGCUGAGAAAAGAGAUUUGGUCAGAACCAGUGAGAGACGUUCACAAGAACUUGAAUAUUUAACUGAGGAUGUUAAACGCCUGAAUGAAAAACUUAAGGAAAGCAAUACAUCAAAAGGAGAGCUACAGUUAAAACUAGAUGAACUUCAAGCAUCUGAUGUUUCUGUUAAGUAUCGAGAGAAACGAUUGGAACAAGAAAAGGAAUUACUACAUAGUCAAAACACAUGGCUGAAUACAGAACUAAAAACCAAAACUGAUGAACUCCUGGCUGUUGGUAGAGAAAAAGGAAAUGAAAUCCUGGAACUUAAAUGUAAUCUUGAAAACAAAAAAGAAGAGGUUUCCAGGAUGGAGGAACAGGUGAAUGGCUUGAAAACAUCAAAUGAACAUCUACAAAAACAUGUGGAAGAGCUUCUGACCAAAUUGAAAGAGGCCAAGGAACAGCAGACUAGUAUGGAAGAAAAAUUCCACAAUGAGCUGAAUGCCCACAUCAAGCUCUCUAACUUGUAUAAGAGUGCUGCUGAUGACUCUGAAGCAAAAAGCAGUGAGCUAACUCGAGCAGUGGAUGAGCUUCACAAGCUUUUAAAAGAAGCUGGAGAGGCUAACAAAGGAAUACAAGAUCAUUUAAUGGAAGUGGAAGAAUCAAAAGCCCAAAUGGAAAAAGAAAUGCUAGAGAAGAUUGGCAAGUUAGAGAGAGAACUAGAGAAUGCUAAUGAUCUACUCUCAGCCACAAAAAGGAAAGGGGCCAUAUUAUCUGAAGAGGAGCUUGCAGCUAUGUCUCCCACUGCAGCAGCUGUAGCUAAAAUAGUGAAACCUGGAAUGAAAUUAACUGAGCUGUACAAUGCAUAUGUAGAAACACAAGAUCAGUUACUUUUAGAGAAACUAGAGAACAAAAGAAUUAAUAAAUAUCUAGAUGAAAUAGUAAAAGAAGUUGAAGCAAAAGCACCGAUUCUGAAACGCCAGCGUGAGGAAUAUGAACGUGCCCAAAAAGCUGUGGCAAGUCUAUCUGUUAAGCUUGAGCAAGCAAUGAAGGAAAUUCAGCGAUUGCAAGAGGACACUGACAAAGCCAACAAACAUUCAUCCGUUCUUGAAAGGGACAACCAAAGAAUGGAAAUACAAGUGAAAGAUCUUUCACAACAGAUUAGAGUUCUCUUGAUGGAACUUGAAGAAGCAAGGGGUAAUCAUGUAAUUCGUGAUGAAGAAGUAAGUUCUGCUGACAUCAGUAGUUCAUCUGAAGUAAUAUCACAGCAUCUAGUCUCCUACAGGAAUAUUGAAGAACUCCAGCAACAGAACCAGCGCCUUCUAGUAGCGCUUAGGGAGCUUGGGGAGACGAGAGAAAGAGAAGAACAAGAAACAACGUCUUCAAGAAUUACUGAGCUGCAAAUUCAGCUUGAGAGUGCCCUCACUGAAUUGGAACAACUUCGUGAAUCACGACACCAUCAGAUGCAGCUUGUUGAUUCAAUAGUCCGUCAGCGUGACAUGUACCGAAUUUUGUUAUCACAAACAACAGGAGUUGUCAUUCCAUUGCAAGCUUCAAGCUUAGAGGAAAUUUCCCUGAUGUCCACACCGAAACAUUCUUCUGGUGUGUCACAGACCAUCUCCACUCCUGCUCCAGUUUCUACAGUUGAGUCAACAGAGGCAGUAGAAGCCAAGGCUGCACUCAAACAGUUGCAGGAAAUUUUUGAAAACUACAAAAAAGAAAAAGCAGAGAAUGAUAAAAUUCAAAAUGAACAAGUGGAGAAACUUCAGGAGCAAGUUGCAGAUCUACGGUCACAACAUACUAAAAUUUCUACCCAGUUAGAUUUUGCUUCUAAACGGUAUGAAAUGCUACAAGAUAAUGUCGAGGGGUACCGUCGAGAAAUUACAUCCUUACAUGAGAGAAACCAAAAACUCACAGCAACAACUCAAAAACAGGAGCAGAUCAUCAACACUAUGACCCAGGAUUUGAGAGGAGCAAAUGAGAAGUUGGCAGUUGCAGAAGUGAGAGCAGAAAAUCUGAAAAAGGAAAAGGAAAUGUUGAAAUUGUCAGAAGUUCGCCUCACUCAGCAGAAAGAAUCUUUAUUAGCUGAACAAAGAGGACAAAACUUACUGCUAACUAAUCUGCAGACAAUUCAGGGAAUACUGGAGAGAUCUGAAACAGAAACUAAGCAGAGACUUAAUAACCAGAUAGAAAAGCUUGAACGUGAGAUAUCUCAACUGAAGAAGAAAUUAGAAACUGAAGUAGAACAAAGACACACACUUACAAGAAAUCAAGAUGUUCAUCUUUUAGACACAAAGAGACAGCUAGAGACUGAAAUAAACCGUCACCUUAAUACAAAAGAACUGUUAAAAAAUGCUCAAAAGGAAACUACUACAUUGAAACAGCAACUCAAUAAUAUCGAAGCCCAGCUUGCUUCCCAGUCAGCACAGAGAGCUCCUGGAAAAGGUCAGCCUAGUACUAAAGAAGAUAUAGAUGACCUUGUAAGUCAACUAAGGCAAGCUGAAGAGCAGAUAAAUGACCUGAAGGAAAGACUCAAGACAACUUCUAGUAAUGUGGAACAGUAUCGAGCUAUGGUUCUUAGCUUAGAAGAAUCCCUAAACAAGGAAAAACAAGUGACAGAAGAGGUGCGUAAGAAUGUUGAAGCUCGUUUAAAAGAUUCAGCUGAGUAUCAGGCACAACUGGAAAAAAAACUAAUGGAAGCAGAGAAGGAAAAACAAGAACUUCAAGAUGAAAAGCGCAGAGCCCUUGAGAGUAUGGAGCAGCAGCUAUCUGAAUUAAAGAAGACUCUCUCAAAUGUUCAAAAUGAAGUUCAAGAAGCUCUUCAGAGAGCAAGCACAGCUUUGAGUAAUGAGCAGCAAGCCAGGCGUGAUUGUCAGGAACAAGCUAAAAUAGCAAUAGAAGCUCAGAAUAAGUAUGAACGGGAACUGAUGUUACAUGCUGCUGAUGUGGAAGCUUUGCAGGCUGCCAAAGAACAGGUUUCUAAAAACUUACUAGUACGUCAGCAGUUGGAAGAAACAGCUCAAAAAGCAGAGUCACAGUUGUUGGAGUGUAAAGCCUCUUGGGAGGAAAGAGAGAGGAUGUUAAAGGAUGAAGCUACCAAGUGUGUCUCUCGCUGUCAAGAUUUAGAGAAACAAAAUAGAUUACUUCAUGAUCAGAUUGAAAAAUUAAGUGACAAGGUCGUGACCUCUAUGAAGGAAGGUGUGCAGGGUUCAUUAAAUGUAUCUCUAAAUGAAGAAGGCAAGUCUCAAGAACAAAUCUUAGAAAUUCUCAGGUUUAUACGGCGAGAAAAAGAAAUUGCGGAAACCAGGUUUGAAGUAGCCCAAGUAGAAAGCUUGCGUUACAGACAACGGGUAGAGCUCCUAGAGAGAGAGCUUCAGGAGCUGCAAGAUAGUCUAAAUGCUGAGAGAGAGAAAGUCCAGGUAACUGCAAAAACAAUGGCUCAGCAUGAAGAACUGAUGAAAAAAACUGAAACAAUGAAUGUAGUUAUAGAAACCAAUAAGAUGCUGAGGGAAGAAAAAGAAAGGCUGGAACAAGAACUACAGCAGAUGCAAGCAAAGGUCAGGAAACUGGAGUUAGAUAUCUUACCAUUACAAGAAUCAAAUGCUGAACUGAGUGAGAAAAGUGGUAUGUUGCAAGCAGAGAAGAAGUUGCUAGAAGAAGAUAUCAAACGCUGGAAAGCACGUAACCAGCAUCUUGCAAGCCAGCAAAAAGAGCCAGAUUUGGAAGAAUGUCGAAAGCUCCUUUCAGAGAAGGAAGUGAAUACUAAACGCAUUCAGCAGUUGACUGAAGAAACUGGAAGACUUAAAGCUGAAAUUGCAAGGUCAAAUGCAUCUUUGACCACUAGCCAAAAUUUAAUCCAGAACUUAAGGGAAGAAUUAAGUAAAAUGAGAACUGAAAAAGAAACUCUCCAGAAGGACUUAGAAGUCAAAGUAGCUGAUAUACAAGAAAAAGUCAAAACUAUUACUCAAGUCAAGAAAAUUGGAAGAAGAUACAAGACUCAAUAUGAAGAGCUUAAGGCACAACAUGAUAAGGUAAUGGAGACUUCUCAGUCUUCUGGAGAACUAUUGGAACAGCAAGUAUCUGUACACGAAGUUCAGGAGCUCAAAGAAACUCUGAGCCAAGCUGAAAUAAAAACAAAAUCUCUAGAAAAUCAAAUAGAGAACCUUCAGAAGACAGUAUCUGAAAAAGAGACUGAAGCUAGAAGUCUUCAGGAACAGAUAACACAGCUUCAGUCUGAACUCUCACGUCUUCAUCAGGAUCUUCAAGAUAGGACUACACAGGAGGAGCAGCUACGACAACAUAUGACUGAGAAGGAAGACAAAACGAGAAAGGCUCUUGUUGCAGCCAAAGCAAAGCUGGCACACUUAGCUGGUGUCAAAGAUCAAUUAACUAAAGAAAAUGAAGAGCUUAAACAAAGAAAUGGUGCAUUAGAUCAGCAGAAAGAUGAGUUGGAUGUACGUAUGACUGCUCUUAAAUCACAGUAUGAAGGUCGAAUUAGCCGUUUAGAACGAGAACUCAGGGAACAGCAAGAAAGACAUCUUGAGCAAAGAGAUGAGCCUCAGGAAACUACUAGCAAGGUCCCUGAACAACAAAGACAGAUCACACUCAAAACAACUCCAGCUUCAGGUGAAAGAGGAAUUGCUAGUACAUCAGAUCCACCAACAGCCAAUAUCAAGCCAACUCCUGUUGUAUCUACUCCAAGCAAAGUGACAGCUGCUGCCAUAGCUGGGAAUAAGUCAACCCCUAGAGCUAGUAUCCGACCAAUGGUUACACCUGCAACAGUUACAAAUCCAACCACUACUCCAACAGCUACAGUGAUGCCCACAACACAGGUGGAAUCUCAAGAAGCUAUGCAAUCAGAAGGACCAGUGGAUCAUGUUCCAGUUUUUGGAAGUACAAGUGGGUCUGUUCGUUCUACCAGUCCCAAUGUCCAGCCCUCUAUUUCUCAGCCCAUUUUAACUGUUCAGCAGCAAACACAGGCUACAGCCUUUGUGCAACCCACUCAACAAAGUCAUCCUCAGAUCGAGUCUGCUAGCCAAGAACUAUCCCCCAGCAUCGUAGAAGUUGUACAAAGUUCACCAAUUGAAAGACCUUCCACUUCGACAGCAGUAUUUGGUACCGUUUCAGCUACUCCAAGUUCAUCUCUGCCUAAACGUGCACGUGAAGAGGAAGAUGAUAGCACCAUAGAGACAUCAGAGCAAGUCUCUGAUGAAGCAAUAGAUAUGCCUCUCUCAAAGAAAUUGAAAAGCAUACCCCCUGUAGGACCUGAGGAAGAAGUUACGGCAGAAGAGAGCACUGAUGGGGAGAUUGAGCCCCUUGUAAAUCAGGAUUCACAAGAUUCUGUUGGAGAGGGAGUCACUCAGGGAGAUUAUACUCCUAUGGAGGACAGUGAAGAAACUUCUCAAUCCCUUCAAAUUGAUCUUGGACCCCUGCAGUCAGAUCAGCAGACUUCAACCUCUUGCCAGGAUGCCCAGUCCAAAGGAGAUGAUGUCAUUGUGAUAGACAGUGAUGAUGAAGACGAUGCUGAUGAUGAAAACGAUGGUGAACAAGAGGAUUAUGAGGAGGAUGAUGAGGAUGAUGAGGAUGACGAUGAUGAUGAAGACACAGGGAUGGGAGAUGAAGGUGAAGAUAGUAAUGAAGGCACUGGUAGUGCAGAUGGCAAUGAUGGCUAUGAAGCUGAUGAUGCUGAGGGUUGUGAUGGUACUGAUCCAGGUACUGAAACAGAAGAAAGUACAGGAGGUGAAAGUAGCCAGAGAGCUGCAGAUUCUCAGAACAGUGGUGAAGGGAAUUCUGUCACAGAAUCAUCUCUGUCCCAUGAAAAUUGUAGAGAACAACAACCAUCAUCAGCAUCUGAAAGACAGGGUCCUCGAGCACCUCAGUCACCCCGAAGACCGCCUCACCCACUUCCUCCAAGACUAACUAUCCAUGCACCUCCUCAGGAGUUGGGACCUCCAGUCCAGAGAAUCCAGAUGACACGAAGACAGUCAGUUGGACGAGGGCUUCAGCUGACUCCUGGGAUAGGUGGUAUGCAGCAGCACUUUUUUGAUGAUGAGGACAGGACUGUUCCAAGUACCCCAACUCUUGUGGUACCACAUCGUACAGAUGGUUUUGCAGAAGCAAUUCAUUCACCUCAGGUUGCUGGUGUUCCUAGGUUCCGGUUUGGACCCCCUGAGGAUAUGCCGCAAACAAGCUCUAGCCACUCAGAUCUUGGUCAGCUUGCGUCUCAAGGAGGUUUAGGUAUGUAUGAAACACCCCUCUUCCUAGCACAUGAAGAAGAAUCUGGUGGCCGAAGCGUUCCUACUACUCCCCUACAAGUUGCAGCUCCAGUGACUGUAUUUACAGAAAGCACUACUACUGAUUCUUCUGAGCAUGCAUCUCAAUCUGUUCCAAUGGUGACAACAUCCACUGGCAGUUUAUCCACGACUACAGAAACAGGGACAGGUGAUGAUGGAGAUGAAGUAUUUGUGGAGACAGAACCUGAAGGAAUUAGUUCGGAAACAGGCCUAGAAAUUGAUAGUCAGCAGGAGGAAGAACCUGUUCAGGCAUCUGAUGAGUCUGAUCUUCCUUCUACCAGCCAAGAUCCUCCGUCCAGCUCCUCUGCAGGUCUUUCAGAGCGUUUUCUUCACUACAACCCUGUGAGAUGCAGUGAAAGGAGUAGUAUUCAAAUUUUAAAGACAAGAAACGGAGGUUCUGAGAAAUUAAGUGACUUUACCCAUGAUUGCACAAUUAAUACUAGCAGUAGUCAACCUAAGCCUUUCAGACGAGUUAGGCUCCAGCCUCAGACUUUGAGAACAGGUGUCCGGGGUCGUCAGUUUAACCGACAAAGAGGUGUCACCCAUGCAAUGGGAGGCAGAGGAGGAUUAAACAGAGGAAAUAUUAAUUAAAAGUUUUGUAAACUGUUAUUUUAAUUGUUAAUAAG
This is a messenger RNA of Phascolarctos cinereus (koala), 7367 nucleotides long. It is a transcript of the gene TPR, whose product is annotated as translocated promoter region, nuclear basket protein. NCBI's taxonomy places the organism in Eukaryota, Metazoa, Chordata, Mammalia, Diprotodontia, Phascolarctidae. Gene Ontology annotation, cellular component: nuclear pore. The record is from RefSeq and is a predicted model, not a curated record. Gene Ontology annotation, molecular function: structural constituent of nuclear pore. Gene Ontology annotation, biological process: mRNA export from nucleus; regulation of mitotic spindle assembly; protein import into nucleus.